UAUUUUUUUCCAGCAAAUGCAAACAGAAAGACGUUCAAGUCCAGCCUUACACCAGGGUGGUACUACCUCGGGAGGAAGAUGGAUACGGCUGACUUUGAGUGGGUGAUGUGGUUCUCUACAUUCCGGGACCACAUCCUCUUCGCCCUGUCUGGUCACGUGAUCUUCGCUAAGAUCUGCUCCAUGCUGGCUCCACAGCAUAGGUCCCUGGUGUACAUGGGUUAUGGUAUCCUGGCGGUGCUGGUCUCUAUGGGUUGGACCUUCACCACUCUGAUCCUGUCCCACUGUGUACUGCUCUACAGUAUCUCUCUGGUUAAACUGCGCUGGCUCUGCUUCCUAGCUGGACUCACCAUCCUGUCCACAUUCAAGAUGGAACCAUUCAUAUCCUGGCAGGCUGGUUUUAUGACGGGGGGUUUUGAGCUGCGCUCCGUCCUGUUCUAUGGUGGCUGUGGGUUCACCAUCAUGCGCUGUAUGAGUUUUGCUCUGGAGAACUGUGAGAAGAAAGAAGGAAACUACAGUAUCCUGGAACUCCUCAAGUACAACUUCUACCUGCCUUUCUUCUACUUCGGACCCAUCAUGACCUUCGACAAGUUCUACGCUCAGGUCAACAAGGCUGACUUGACCCGUAAGGAGGGGGCGAUAUGGAACAUAUCUCUGCAGGGUCUCGUUCAACUGGGGGUCAUAUUAACGGUGGACAUCCUCUUCCACUUCCUGUACAUCCUGAGCAUCCCCACGGACAUGAAGCUGCUCAAACACAUGUCUGACUGGGCUGUAGUUGGUCUGGCCUACUAUAGCCUGGUGUAUGACUGGGUGAAGGCAGCGGUGAUGUUUGGGGUGAUCAACACUGUGUCUAGACUGGACCAUCUGGACCCUCCUCAACCUCCUAAAUGUAUCACAAUGCUCUACGUCUUCUCUGAGACGCACUUUGACAGAGGAAUAAACGACUGGCUGUGCAAGUAUGUGUAUGAUUACCUGGGAGGGAAACAUGACAACUUGUGGGAUGAGGCCAUUGCUACGCUGUGUACUUUUGGCAUCACUAUCCUGUGGCUGGGACCCUGUCAGGUGGUGUUAAUCUGGGCCUUCUUCAACUGCUUCGGACUCAACUUUGAACUCUGGACCGCCAAGUUCUUCUGCAUGGAACCCUUUGCUUCUCUAGAGAUGGCAAUGUCUCCUGCCAUGUCUCGUAGGAUCAGAGCUGUGUUCAACACCUUUAACUUCUGGACCAUCAUCCUAUACAACGUCAUCGCUCUCAACAGCCUGGAGUUCACUAAGCUGGUCGCCAAGAGACUGCUGCUCAAAGGCUUCCCCAUCACCACCAUCACUGUCCUCAUAGUGACCUACUGUCUGGUCCAGCUCAUCAAGGAGAGAGAGAGAAGACAGGUUCUGAUCGACGACCCCGACCCCAUCCCUCCCCCCGCCCCCGUCCCUCCCCCCACCCCCACCACACCCACUGUGGUCACGUCCACAGCCCCCAUUCAGCCGGUGGUGGACCCCAGCAAGGAGAAAGCAGAGUAGUGAUUGGAGGGUGGCAGUGUCUGUCAAAGUCCCAAAUGUCUUUACGAGUCAUGGUUUCCUCCGUCAUGGAGAUGGCGAGCUACAGUUAAUAGACAAGGUAUAUUUAGAAGUUCUUCAUAGCAAUAAAAUCUAUUGAGCAGCAAUAUCUACCUACUGUAAUAUUUACAAGCAGCAAUAUCUACCUACUGUAAUAUUUACAAGCAGCAAUAUCUAUCUACUGUAAUAUUUACAAGCAGCAAUAUCUAUCUACUGUAAUAUUUACAAGCAGCAAUAUCUAUCUACUG
Coregonus clupeaformis (lake whitefish) is the source of this 1796-nucleotide messenger RNA. Its product is annotated as protein-cysteine N-palmitoyltransferase HHAT-like protein. The transcript is spliced from 10 exons. Gene Ontology annotation, cellular component: endoplasmic reticulum. The record is from RefSeq and is a predicted model, not a curated record. The annotation marks the transcript as partial. Lineage: Eukaryota; Metazoa; Chordata; Actinopteri; Salmoniformes; Salmonidae. Gene Ontology annotation, molecular function: acyltransferase activity. Gene Ontology annotation, biological process: negative regulation of N-terminal protein palmitoylation.